Molecule: messenger RNA, 814 nt
Organism: Camellia sinensis
Lineage: Eukaryota; Viridiplantae; Streptophyta; Magnoliopsida; Ericales; Theaceae
Biological process (GO): defense response to other organism
Cellular component (GO): plasma membrane
Source: RefSeq, a predicted model, not a curated record
AUGCCGUAUGUCAGUUUAACAAAAGCCAAUGAGCAACCGGUGCUCCGGCAACCUCGCCGGACAAACUUAAUAGUGUGGUGUGGUGCAAUCCUCUGUUUAAUCUUCAGCCUCCUGCUCAUCUUCUUCGGAGUCGGAACUUUGAUAGUCUAUCUCGUCAUCAAGCCAAGAAUCCCGGCAUUUGAUACCCCAAUUGCAAGCCUCAGUGCCAUCUACUUUGACUCGCCGGAGUAUUUCAAUGGUGAUUUCACCUUCGUUGCGAAUUUCUCCAACCCGAGUCGGAAACUUGAAGUGAGAUUUGAGUACGUAGAAAUCGAGCUCUACUUUUUUGACAGUCUCAUAGCAACUCAAGCACUGCAGCCUUUCACGCAGAGACAAGGGGAAGCAAGACUGGUAUCGGUUCACAUGACAUCAAGCUUGGUUUAUUUGCCCCCAAACAUGGCGCUAGACCUUCAAAAGCAGGUACAGAGAAACAGAAUCAUGUAUAAUAUAAGAGGAACUUUCAGAGUGAGAGCUAACCUGGGUCUGCUUCAUUUUUCUUAUUGGUUGCACGGACGAUGCCAAUUAGAGAUGACUGGUCCACCUACAGGUGUUUUGCUUGGCCGGAAUUGUAGAACCAAGAGAUGAAAAUGCAGAACAUGUAUUGUUUCCUCUGUUUUCUCCGUUUUCUUUCACCCAAAUUGUUCAGGUUUUUGUCUAAAUGGCAAUUUUCACGUAUCUGAUGGUGUGUAUACAACUCUUUUUGUAUUGUACCUUCACAAGGGAUGUUCUUGUACAAUUGCAGAAUCAAAUAACACAGCCAAAGAGCUUCAUUUUA